CUGACUUCAUGAAAUCAAAUUUGAUGUUGAUCUAUUUUCAGUGUGACCAAUGGUGGGAAAACCACUUUGACAAAUAGGCUGAUGAAGUCAUUGCCUAACUGUUGUGUGGUGCAUCAAGAUGACUUUUUCAAGGUAACCUUUGCCCUCUGCUACAACAUAGCUUUGUGGCAAUCCCUUUUCGUUGCAUGACCUUGCCAGGGGAAGGGCUGCUACAUUAGGUCCUGACUUUCCCUGUUUUAGCAAAUGUCCAAAACUCAUAACAUUAACCAUGAUGCAUGCCAUUGUUGAUUCUCUAUGCUCUUCUGCAUGUUAUUAUCCCUGCAUGCUUCAGCUAUGUGUGACUGGCUUGAAGUGUUCAGCAUGUAAUGGGAUCUGCAUGUAUACAGAUCACCCUGCUGUUGCAGCAAUGUUUUAUUGGUGACUGUUAUUUCAGAAACCUGAUCAUAUAGAAGUCGGGGAGGACGGCUUUAGACAGUGGGAUGGUAAGCCUGGAUUUCACUGUAGGAGAGUAACUGAUCAUCCAAUGUAUUUGGCCCUCAGUGUUACAAAGCAUCACUCAAAAUGACAUUUGAUAGUACAUACAAUAUUAAUACUGCCCCAAGACUACAAUCCCCAUUAUUCAAGACUGAAUAAAUUGUCUCCUUCUAAAUAUCCCUUCUAAACUUUGCUUUCCUUUCUGCCUUUCUAUGUUCUGUGCAGUGAUCACAGCAUUGGACAUGGAUGCCAUGGUGAAUACAAUACGAGGAUGGGCUGAGAACCCAGUGAAGUUUGCCCGCUCCCACGGUGUCAACGUGUCCCCUGCCACGGAGGUGGCUGACCCAGAGCAACCGAUCCACAUUCUGAUCGUGGAGGGCUUCCUUCUGUACAACUACAAGUAAGUUCACCUACACCACUGCUAACUGGAAAUGUACUAGCUAACAUGUCUUUUUAAAAGGGGGAAAAGUCAUCUGAUGGUUUGGUUUACAUUGCGUAAUAAUAAUUUAGUUAAUUGCAUUUCAAAGGGCGUGCAAAUUUUAGUUGUCAUGGUUAAAACUGUCAAGAUUAGAUUCUGAGAAUUGUAUGAAAACAAAUAUUUGGGGCUGUGUUAGCAGCUAGCUAGAGCUUGCUUUGCUCACUAGUACACAUUAAGCGCUAUGCUGGUCCUGCAAUGCUGGAGAUAAGAGAAAAUGUCAACUAAAUGAGGCACUCCUUGCUGUUGGAUGAUGUGUUCUCCAGAAGUGUGGUAUCUGCAUUAAGGGGCUGCAGAAUUACAAGUGACCUUGUUCUGACACCCCCCCCCCCCCCCCCCCCCAGGUCCCUGAUGGAUGUGUACAACAAGUGCUACUACAUCUCCAUUCCAUACGAAGAGUGCAAAAGGAGGAGAAGGUGUGAAUGGGGAGAUCUCAGAUCCCUAACAUUCAUAUGUAGCUAUAGUAUGGUUGUUCUGGCUGAAAAAAUCUCAUUUUUUUUUAUUGAAUAUGUUGCUAAAUUCAUAAUUUUGUUUCCUUUUUUAGUACAAGACAAUACACUGUCCCCGACCCUCCUGGGCUGUUUGAUGGCCAUGUGUGGCCCAUGUACUUGAAGCACAGGAAAGAGAUGGUGGAAAGCUGUUUGGACAUCGGUGUGUGUGUAUAUAUAUAUUUUUUUGUUACUUUUUCUAUUUGUCAAUAAGCAUUCUUGAAUAUCUGCUGUGCAGUUAGUUUUGUAGCCAUUUUAGUGGUGCUAGCUAGUACAGUGCCUUGCAAAAGUAUUCAUCCCCCUUGGCGAUAUUCCUAUUUUGUUGCAUUACAACCUGUAAUUUAAAUAGAUUUUUAUUUGGAUUUCAUGUAAUGGACAUACAUAAAAUAGUUCAAAUUGGUGAAGUGAAAUGAAAAAAAUAACUUGUUAAGAAAAAAAAUCUACAAAAUAAAUAACGGAAAAGUGGUGCGUGCAUAUGUAUUCACCCCCUUUGCUAUGAAGCCCCUAAAUAAGAUCUGGUGCAACCAAUUACCUUCAGAAGUCACAUAAUUAGUUAAAGUCCACCUAAGUGUCACAUGAUCUGUCACAUGAUAUCAGUAUAUAUACACCUAUUCUGAAAGGCCCCAGAGUCUGCAACACCACUAAGCAAGGGGCACCAUGGGGUGGCAGGUAGCUUAGUGGUUAGGAGCGUUGUGCUAGUAACCGAAAGGUCGCUGCUUCUAAUCCCCGAGCCCACUAGGUGAAAAAUCUGUCGAUGUGCCCUUGAGCAAGGCACUUAACCCUAAUUGCUCCUGUAAGUCGCUCUGGAUAAGAACGUCUGCUAAAUGACAAAAACAUUUUUUUUUAAAAGAAGACCAAGGAGCUCUCCAAACAGGUCAGGGACAAAGUUGUGGAGAAGUACAGAUCAGGGUUGGGUUAUAAAAAAAUAUCUGAAACUUUGAACAUCCCGCGGAGCACCAUUAAAUCCAUUAUUAAAAAAUGGAAAGAAUAUGGCACCACAACAAGAGAGGGUCGCCCACCAAAACUCAUGGACCAGGCAAGGAGGGCAUUAAUCAGAGAGGGAACAAAGAGACCAAAGAUAACCCUGAAGGAGCUGCAAAGCUCCACAGCGGAGAUUGGAGUAUCUGUCCGUAGGACCACUUUAAGCCGUACACUCCACAGAGCUGGGUUUUACGGAAGAGUGGCCAUCCCCACAAUGAAGCAUGGUGGUUGCAGCAUCAUGCUGCGGGGAUGUUUUUCAUCGGCACGGACUGGGAAACUAGUCAGAAUUGAAUGAUGGAUGGCGCUAAAUACAGGGAAAUUCUUAAGGGAAACCUGUUUAAGUCUUCCAGAGAUUUGAGACUGGGACGGAGGUUCACCUUCCAGCAGGACAAUGACCCUAAGCAUACUGCUAAAGCAACACUCGAGUGGUUUAAGGGGAAACAUUUAAAUGUCUUGGAAUGGCCUAGUCAAAGCCCAGACCUCAAUCCAAUUGAGAAUCUGUGGUAUGACUUAAAGAUUGCUGUACACCAGCGGAACCCAUCCAACUUGAAGGCGCUGGAGCAGUUUUGCCUUGAAGAAUGGUCAAAAAUCCCAGUGGCUAGAUGUGCCAAGCUUAUAGAGACAUACCCCAAGAGACUUGCAGCUGUAAUUGCUGCAAAAGGUAGCUCUACAAAGUAUUGGCUUUGGGGGUGGGGGGGUGAAUAGUUAUGCACGCUCAAGUUUUCUGUUUUUUUGUCUUAUUUCUUGUUUGUUUCACACACAAAAAUAUUUUGCAUCUUCAAAGCGGUAGUAGGCAUGUUGUGUAAAUCAAAUGAUACAACCCCCCCCCCCCAAAAAAAAUCCAUUUUAAUUCCAGGUUGUAAGGCAACAAAAUAGGAAAAUGCCAAGGGGGGUGAAUACAUUCGCAAGCCACUGUAGCUAUCUCUUCUCUUUGGCAAAUGUCCUGAUCAGUGUUUACAUUUGUCUACAGCGUAUUUGGAUGGGUUGAAAUCUAAAAGAGAUCUACAGCCAGGUCUAUGAGGACAUCCAGAAUACACUGUUGAAUCGUUUAUAGGUAAGCGGUGACACUGGUUUGUCUUAGCCAAUGUCCCCUAACAGUGUUGACGUUAAAUUGAGUGUGGUUAUCUAACAUGACCUUUCUUUUUGUACUUUACAGCAGGAACUGAAUCUCCAAACCUGUAUAGACCUGUAAAUAGCACCAAGACUGAAGACUCGUCUUUUUCAUUUUGUAUUUAAGUUUUUUUCUCAUUCUAUUCCUUGUUGUAAAUAGUAUUUGGAAAAUGUACUUGCCAAACUCUUUAAUCUCCAAUUAAAUUGGGUUGUCACUAUUCCAAGUGACGUUUUAAUGUUAUUCCUGUGUCCUGUCUUUAUUUACAAUUCUAAAAUUAAGUGUUUUCCUUAUCAAUCUAAACACAAUACCCCAUAAUGACAGUUUGUUAAAUAAUUUUUUACUAAUUUAUUAAAAUAACAAAACUGAAAUAUCACAUUUACAGGAUGCACCUGAGCUCAGUUUCGAGUCUCUUAGCAAAGGGUCUGAAUACUUAUGUAAAUAAGGUAUUUCUGCUGAGGAAUUUAUUUUAUUUAAUC
Molecule: messenger RNA, 4005 nt
Organism: Coregonus sp. 'balchen'
Lineage: Eukaryota; Metazoa; Chordata; Actinopteri; Salmoniformes; Salmonidae
Source: the annotation of a GenBank genome assembly